Leishmania mexicana MHOM/GT/2001/U1103 is the source of this 720-nucleotide messenger RNA. RefSeq lists its product as hypothetical. Gene Ontology annotation, biological process: carbohydrate transport. The transcript has a single exon. Bases 1 to 720 code for a protein of 239 amino acids. NCBI's taxonomy places the organism in Eukaryota, Euglenozoa, Kinetoplastea, Trypanosomatida, Trypanosomatidae. Gene Ontology annotation, cellular component: membrane. Gene Ontology annotation, molecular function: sugar transmembrane transporter activity. The record is from RefSeq and is a predicted model, not a curated record.
AUGGGCGUCUUUCUCCAGAUCAUCUCCGUGUGCGCCACACUGGCGGCGCUGUGCAUGAUGGCGUCGCCCGUGGUUACUGUCCAGAGGAUGCGUGCCGCCAAAUCGGUUGGGAGCAUGACAAUCACCUUCUUUUGCGCGCAGUUCCUCAACUGCAACGUGUGGAGCAUGUACGGCGUGCAAAUGCUGGCCCUUCCGGUGAUCAUGUGCAACACGUUCGGCUCUGCCGUUUCCGCAUAUUGCAUCCUGACGUUCCUGACAGUGGCCCGCAUGGAGGAGAAGGCGGGCCAUGUGCUCAAGUCGACGAGCUAUGUCGCCUCGUUGAAGAUGGCGACGCUCACCAUGUUUCUAAUCACAAUGCUCCUGGUGCUGUUUCUCUAUCUCAUGAGCUUCUCGAGCAGUGACUUUUCCGCACAGCUGAACGGCAUCCUGAGCGGUUGCUGUAGUGUCUUGAUGCUGAGCUCGCCGCUAGUCAUGGCAAAGGCAAUCAUCCGCGAAAAAAACGCCGAGCCGCUGCAGCCGGCGACUGUCAUGUUUGCGACGCUGAAUAGCGUGCUGUGGACGUUGUACGGUCUGCUGAGCCUGGACAUGUACAUCACAAUUCCCAACGUUCUCUGCACCCUGGCGUGCAUCUUCCAGAUCUUCCUGCUCGUCCGGUACGGUCGUCACCCCGCAGAGCAUAUCGAGAUCACUGCGACGAUAGCGCCGGUCCCCCUCGACUAG